AUGUCUGAUCCAGCUUCAACAGGAAAUGCUGCCUUUGUUCAGGCUGCUGCUGACGCCAAAGUUAUGACAUACAAACCAAACAAUGACGAAUUAUUGGAAUUAUAUGGUCUUUUCAAACAAUCCAUUUUUGGAGACAACGAAACUGCCAAACCUGGCAUGUUUGAUCUACAAGGAAAAGCAAAAUGGGACGCAUAUACGAAGUGCAAGGGUAUGUCAAAGGAAGCUGCCCAAGCCCAAUACAUCGUUGUUGUCACCAAACUUCGAUCCAAACAACCCUGA
Molecule: messenger RNA, 279 nt
Organism: Synchytrium microbalum
Lineage: Eukaryota; Fungi; Chytridiomycota; Chytridiomycetes; Synchytriales; Synchytriaceae
Exons: 5
Coding region: 1-279 (92 amino acids)
Biological process (GO): fatty acid metabolic process
Molecular function (GO): long-chain fatty acyl-CoA binding
Source: RefSeq, a predicted model, not a curated record